CAUUCGUAUUUCCAGGCACUUCUUGGCCGACCUCACUACCUCCCGGCCUUGACAAGUCCGCUUCCUCCCUGAUACAUUGUACGCACAAGACAGAGUGCCGGCUGCGUCUCUUCUGCUUGUCUCCCCGUGUAGACCGCCUCAUCGCGAGCAUGGCGACUGCACACGAUGCUUCGCCACCGUCUCAGCAAGCAACACCACACCAUCCACCAAAGCCACCGUCAGAACCAUCUCACGAGUCUCGUCUCGACUCGCCGUAUCAGCCAAAGUGGUACUUCUUCUAUGGAUCCCUCAGGGAUCCGCACACUCUGAACGACUUUCUCCAACUCCCGCCCCCACCACAACCGCUGCUCCGGCGAUGCAGCCUCCAUGGCUUCGCUGUCGGCUACGCAGAGAGUGACACUGGUCUCUUUCCUGCCCUAAUCAGUGGCGAUCCCACCCACAUUGUCGACGGCUGUGCCUACCUCGUGACGACUCAGGAGCACGAGAGGAUAUUGUCUCAGCAGGAGCCUCGCAUGUACAAGCUGGCGCCAUGCAGCAUCUCAUUCUCUGACGGGCUCGACCCUGCGACUGCCGCCGGCGUGGCCUUUCUUUAUGAUGGAGACCCGUCUCUGUUGACGCUUCCAAAGGUCUACCAGGCCUCAUCCGAACAAGGCGCCCGGGAGCUUAACAACAAGCAACGGCACGACCAAAUACAAGCAGACAGGGCCGAGUCAGUGCGCAGGGGCGAGGGCAAACCCUCUUACCUGCUCGCCUCACUAGAGGCAUCAGGCCUCACUAUGGAUCAGGUCGGCAUCUACGUAGACCUAGGUCCGGAAGAGCCAUGGAAGCCGGUCUGGUACUUCUUCUACGGGACCCUAACACAGCCAGAGGUGCUCAAGGACGUCCUUGAUCUACCGCCCGGCGAGGAGCCGCUCUACCAGCCUGCUGUCGUGGUUGGAUACGCUCUGGCCGAGCGAACACCUUACAGAGCCUUGAUCGACGGUGAUAGUGGCCAGCUCGUCACGGGACUUGCGUACCUGGUGCAGAAGGAGGAGCACGAGAAAAUGCUUGCUGAGUAUGAGACCGACGCGUACGAGGUACAUGAGUGUUUUAUACAGCUUCCUGACUGCAAGGAGACGCCCAAAGUGAGCGGCAAGACCUUUUUGUUCGCGGGUGAUAUGAGUGAGCUGAAGCAGGAUCUGCUGGACGGCGUCACGUGGGAGCGCAAGUCAGGAGCGGCAUAGAUGGCGAGAACAGAACAGAAAACCAACACUUUUGAGGAUUGUGAGUUAUCGUCUUUUGUGGUACGGCGUGAAAUGUCGGAGUGUGAUGUCUGCCAGCAGUUCACGCUGCAUCCACUGUCCUCAAGUCCACUGCGAC
Molecule: messenger RNA, 1359 nt
Organism: Microdochium trichocladiopsis
Lineage: Eukaryota; Fungi; Ascomycota; Sordariomycetes; Xylariales; Microdochiaceae
Exons: 1
Coding region: 150-1223 (357 amino acids)
Source: RefSeq, a predicted model, not a curated record